GUGGUCGUAACUGCCAUGUUGGGCGUCAUCAUGAUUGCUCGGUUGCAUGCCAUGUAUCAGAAAUCUAGGCGGAUGCUUAUCUUCCUUGUUAUUAUCUUCCUAGCUGUAAACAUCGCCUGCGGAGUAAUCACGAUAAUAGUACUCAAGUAUGAGGAACUAAUAGUCUCUGGGUUUCAUAUGUGCGAUGAGGAAUCUGAGAGGGUUACUAACCAAUUUUUUAUAUCAAUAGUCUGGAUGCUCAACACUGUUUGGGAGGUCAUCGCACUGUGUCUUUCAGUCUGGAUCGCUGUGAAGCACUUCCGUGACCUGCGACGACUCGGCCCAUUGACGGGAUCGACAAUCAGAGACUGUUUCAGAGUGCUGAUGGAAUCUCACGUGCUUUAUUUUGCAAGCUUUGCCGGUGUCUCUUGCCUCCAGCUUGUUAAUAUCUCUCCAGAAGUCCAGGUGCGCCACCAUGUCACUGACAUCUCCAUGUACCCACUGCUCAUCAUUUCUGUAGAAUUGGAAUUUUGUAGCAACUGAGAUACUCAGUGGUGCUAUGGAAAUUUUAUUGUCCGUGCAGAUGUUUGUGCUGGGACCAUGCCUCAUCCUUAGUGUUC
This is a messenger RNA of Suillus discolor, 599 nucleotides long. RefSeq lists its product as uncharacterized. The transcript is spliced from 4 exons. Lineage: Eukaryota; Fungi; Basidiomycota; Agaricomycetes; Boletales; Suillaceae. The record is from RefSeq and is a predicted model, not a curated record. The coding region runs from base 16 to 522 and encodes 168 amino acids.